Molecule: messenger RNA, 2670 nt
Organism: Cutaneotrichosporon oleaginosum
Lineage: Eukaryota; Fungi; Basidiomycota; Tremellomycetes; Trichosporonales; Trichosporonaceae
Biological process (GO): DNA replication; DNA strand elongation involved in DNA replication; double-strand break repair via break-induced replication
Cellular component (GO): nucleus; MCM complex
Molecular function (GO): ATP binding; single-stranded DNA helicase activity; ATP hydrolysis activity
Source: RefSeq, a predicted model, not a curated record
AUUUCAUUGUCUUCUCUCCUCUCUUCUCCACCGAUACUCCUCCUCUCGCCCCUCUGACCUCCAUCCAGUAUGGCUGAGGCGCCCACGCAGGAUGCUGCGCUCGUUGCGGCUGACGACCUUAUGCGCGACCGCGCGCGCCAGUUUGUCGAGUUCCUCGAUGAUGAGAAUCAGGCGAACUACAACUACCGAGGCGAUAUCAAGCGUAUGCUCGACAUGGAACAGCAGCGUUUGAUUGUAAACCUCGAUGACCUGCGCGAUUACGACCGCACGUACGCCGAUGGGCUGCUGCUCCAGCCUACCGCCUUCUUUCCUGCGCUCGAGGCUGCUGUUCGUCAAAUGGUCCAGGCGCUCCACGACCCGGCUCGCCACAACGUCCGCGACAAAGACUAUUACGUGGGCUUGCGUGGGUCGUUUGGGCAGCAGCACUGCAACCCGCGAACAUUGAGGAGUCACCAGAUCGGCAAGAUGGUUUCGCUUGAGGGUAUCGUGACCCGAUGCUCGCUUGUUCGCCCCAAGAUGCUCAAGUCCAUUCACUACUGCCCCCCAACGAAGAAGUUCCACAGCCGAUCUUACCACGACGGUACUAUGAUCGCACCUUCCUCAACACUCACAGGCUCCACCACGGUGAUUCCCACGGACGACGGCGAAGGUCACGCCCUAUUGAUGGAGUAUGGUCUCUCCACCUUCCGCGACAGCCAGACAAUCAAUAUCCAGGAGAUGCCGGAACGUGCACCACCAGGUCAGCUGCCCCGAGGUAUCGAGGUUGUGCUUGCAGACGACCUGGUAGACGUCUGCAAGCCGGGAGACCGCAUUCAGCUUGUGGGCGUAUACAAGUCGUCUGGUGGGGGUCAGGGGUCCCGCGGAUUUCACACUGCACUCAUCGCCAACAACGUCAUUCUUCUGUCGUCCAAGCAGGGGGGCGGUAUCGCUCACACACCUCUGACCGACGAUGACAUCCGCAACAUCAACCUCGUGUCACGAAAGAAGAAUCUCUUCAAGCUACUUUCAGAGAGCUUAGCGCCAUCCAUUUAUGGCUACCAGUACAUCAAACAGGCCAUUCUCCUGCUCCUGCUCGGCGGUGAGGAGAAGAAUCUCAAGAACGGCGGCCAUAUCCGUGGAGACAUCAACAUCCUGAUGGUCGGUGACCCUUCUACCGCCAAGUCGCAAAUGUUGCGCUUCGUUCUGAACACGGCUCCGCUGGCAAUUGCCACCACUGGUCGUGGCUCGUCCGGAGUUGGUCUCACGGCCGCUGUGACCACUGACAAGGACACAGGCGAGCGUCGCCUCGAAGCCGGUGCGAUGGUCUUGGCCGACCGCGGUGUCGUGUGCAUUGACGAGUUCGACAAGAUGAGCGAUGUGGACCGUGUCGCUAUUCACGAAGUCAUGGAGCAACAAACCGUCACCAUUGCCAAGGCUGGCAUUCACACCACCCUCAAUGCUCGAUGCUCCGUCGUCGCGGCUGCCAAUCCCAUUUACGGCCAGUACGAUGUUCACAAGGACCCCCACCGCAACAUUGCUCUGCCCGAUUCCCUGCUCUCGCGUUUCGAUCUGCUGUUUGUUGUCACAGACGACUCGGACGAACAACGCGACCGCCAAAUCUCGGAGCAUGUUCUUCGCAUGCACCGAUACCUCCAGCCUGGCGUUCAGGAGGGCACGCCUGCCGUCGAGAACAUUCAGCAGCACCUCGACGUCGGUGGUGACGUUCACGAGACGACCACCACUGAGACGCCGGUUUACGAGCGAUACAACCCCCUCCUUCACGGUGGUGUGACAACCACUCGCGGUCGCGGCUCAAACAAGAAGAAGGAGGUGCUCUCGAUCGCCUUUGUGAAGAAGUACAUCCAGUACGCCAAGAGUCGCAUUCACCCUACCCUCACGAAGGGCGCCGCCGACUGGAUUGUCGGCGUGUAUGCGGGUCUUCGCAACGACGACCUUGCAUCUAACCAGCGAAGGACAUCGCCUUUGACUGCUCGUACUCUCGAAACUCUCAUUCGUCUGGCCACAGCCCAUGCCAAGGCACGACUAUCAAGGGAGGUGGACGAGAGGGAUGCUAUCGCGGCUGAGGAACUUCUCCGCUUCGCACUUUUCAAGGAAGUAGUCCGCCAUGAGCGCCGAAAGCGUCGCAAGCUCAACGGCGGCGGCGCGCGAGACGAUGACGAAUCGGACAGCGACGACGAGGAGGAACUCCUGGAGGAGGAGAUUGCGGCGCCGACUGAGAUCGACCGCCAGCGUGCACGAGAGAAGGCGGAGCGUCUUGAGAGGAGCCAGCGACGCCGUGGCCAGUCUCAUGCGGAUGCGGAGGAUGAAGCCGAGGCUGCUGCCGCCGAGGCCCUGGCCGACGGUGACAUUGAGAUGGCCGAGGCUGAGGAGGCAGAGGCUGUGGCGGACAACCUGAGCAACAUCACGCCAGAGCGCCUCAACUUGUUCCGGGAGCGCUUGGGCGUGGUAUUCGAGCACGAAUCCAUGGCUGAAGGCUAUAUUUCGUUCACCGACAUGCUCCCACUCGUCAACGAGGGACUGGCGAACGAAGACAUGUUCGGCACGAACGAGGGCAAGGCGGCCGUGCGAAAGAUGGCCGACCUCAAUGAGUUGAUGGAGACUGAGGGCACGGUGUACAAGGUGUAAUUUUGACUGUACUAGAUCAUGACAUGCAAUAUGCUUCGUAACGGU